CGUCACGGCUCCGCCGCUAGCUCCACAUCAAAAUGGCCGCAUUUUAGUCUACCGAGCGCUUUUCUUUACUGUUUGCCAAUAGCCGCGCUGAGGGCCUGGCGGUGUCGGUCCCCGUCGGAGUGUGCCCGUUUCGCCGGAAAUUCGCCUGUGCCGCGCGACGCGCCCGAAAUUUCCGCGAAAUCGAGCGAACGUGACCGGGUUUGUCUGCGUAGAUUCUCGUAAGAUGUUACGCCACCAACAUCACACGAUGCAAAAUCAGCUCCGAGAUCACAACAGAAUGGCAGGACCAAUGCGGCCUAUGCAGCAGGCUAACAUGCCCCAGCUACAUCAGACGCAGCAUUUGCUGCCGCAUCGGAAUCCGCAUCAGCAGAUACUGUCCAUGCCCCCCCAUCAACAGCAUAUGCAUCACAUGCAGCAUCCUGGCCCGCCGCAUGGAAACCCGAGACAACCGAUGUUGAUGGGCAUGAGUACGCACAGUACAAACAUAAACCGUUUACUUGCAGAUACGAUGGUUAGCGUUAGCAUGAAGGACCAAGCAAGUACCGUUUCCGUGACUCUUCAGAAUGUGCAGCAGCCUCAGUAUCCACAUCAGCAGCAGCAGCAGCCGAAUAAUCAGCAGAAUCAGCCUUCCCAGCAGCAACAGCCGUCGCAGCAGCAGGUGCAGCAGCCGCAGUCGCAGCAGCAGCCGCAGCAUGUGUCGCCGCAACAGUCAAACGUGGAGCAAUCGAAGGUGAUAACGAACGACGCCAAUGGAGAGUCCAGGGACGAUAGUGUGUCCGGUCAGAAUCAUGCUAACGCGACUAAUCCAGCUUUGGCAAACAUGAAAGAAAAGACACCCAUGUGCUUGUUGAACGAGUUGGCGAGAUUCAAUAGGAUUCAACAUCAAUACAGACUGACAAACGAGCAGGGACCGGCGCACAAAAAGAGAUUCACGGUGACGCUAAAACUGGGCGAGGAGGAGUAUGUCGCUGAGGGUCCUAGUAUAAAGAAAGCUCAGCAUAGCGCGGCGACUGAAGCGCUAACGAAGACUUGGUACCGUCAACCUCCGCCUAAACCCACCAAGGCCAUGAGGAUCGGCCAUCUCGGCAAAUGUCCGACGGGCUCUGGACAUUUGCCGCCCACUGUCGAACUGAAUGCGUUAGCGAUGAAACGGGGUGAGCCAACUGUUUAUACGUUCCGACAAGCUCCGCCAGCGGCGUUGCAACAUCAAUUUAUGCCGCACGGAUUCGGUAACUUCCCACGAAUGUAUAGUCCUCGACUCACGUACAAUCGCGGAACUCACACGGAUCUUCAGGGAUUGUAUCUCGUCACUCUGAAGGUUGGCGAACGCGAAUUUACGGGUAGAGGCUUGACAGGCCAAGCGGCACGUCAUGACGCAGCUAGCAGAGCUUUGGAACAGUUACGACAGUUGCCACUACCAGAAGAGAUCACGAACACGAAUACCGCCAGCGAGAACGGUUCGCUGGGUGGCAUCGACGAUCCGAACGCCGAGUUGAAAAGUCCUGUGUCUCUUGUCCACGAGACCGCGCUAAAGCGUGGACUGCCAGUCAGUUUUGAAGUCGUAUCCGAAAGCGGUAAACCUCAUAUAAGGACCUUUAUGACAAAAUGUACUGUCGGCGAGAAGGUUACUGUGGGAGAGGGCUCAUCGAAAAAAGUGUCGAAGAAACGCGCCGCCGAGUUGAUGUUAGACGAACUGAAGCGUCUUCCUCCGUUACCGGCCACCAUACAGAACCGAACGAUGCGAGUGAAACGUAAGCCGCCGGCGACGAAGAAGAAAUCUCGUAAUUUAAUCAAAGUUUAUCAAGAGCCCCGUGCGGAGAAUGAAGCCUCGGAGGAAGUGAACCCGGUCUCCCGGCUCGUUCAGAUUCAACAGGCGAAACGCGAGAGGGAACCGGUUUACAAUCUGAUAGACGAGAAGGGCGCGCCGAGACGUAGAGAGUUUGUCAUGGAAGUAAUAAUGGGCCAGCACUCCGCCCAGGGAAUCGGACCUAACAAGAAAUUGGCUAAGAGAGCCGCGGCUGAGGCUCUCUUGGCGCAAUUAGGAUACAGUAAACCGUCGCCGCAGCCCGCGAAACCAUCCAUAAAGACGGGAGAGAACGAGAACACGGAGUCGAAGCCUAGAAAAGUCACAUUUCUCGAGGACGAACAAAUGAACGACAUUCAACCUCACUCGGUAGGAGGUACCAUAGGCCGCCAAUUAGUACCUGGUCUUUUAUUGGUGGACGGAGGUCAAGAAUCUAAACUGGGGAAUGGACCCAGCGUACAAAUAGUCGCUGAAGAGUUGCGCGAACAGCAGCAGCAGAAUACGGCUGGUGUUUCGCCCAAGGAUCAAUUGCAUUAUUUAUCUCAGUUAUUUAAUUUCAGCGUAGAAUUUAACGAUUUUCCCAAGGGAGUGUCUAUAAACAAGGAAUAUUUAUCACUUGUGUCGCUAAGCACUGAUCCACCGCAAGUUUGUCACGGUAAUGGAGCGACAAUAACCGCGAGUCGCAAUCAAGCGGCUCUAAGGGCGCUUCGUACUCUUAGUAAAUUGGGACUUGAUAAUGCCUCAAAUGCAGCACAAGUGAAGAAGGAUAAAGGCGCGUCCGGUGAUGGAAUACACAUUAGCAUUCAAGUUAAAAAUAACAUUAUGGAUGGAGCUAUCGAUAAGUAAUUGAGUAGCACUUAAGGUCAUAUAAUGUUGAGUUGUAUUUAUGCUUCUUUAGGAUACUGCAAAAGAGAAUUAAGUUAAUUCCGUUAGUAAAUUUCUUUGCAAAAUCUUGCUUAUUCAUUGCCAAUUUCAUGUUAGAGAAAUGCUACUCCUCGACAGAGACUUCUUUCUUCAAUCGCGCCAAGAAGGUCUCAGCCGUGGUUAUGGGAGCCAAUUUUUUUGCUAAAUCCGAUUCCUUUAUUCGAGGAAUCAGAUCUAAUAAAAUUGCUCUCUCUCCUUUUCUCUCAUAUGAAAUUUUUUUCUAUAUAGUAUAAUCUAUCUGUAUAGAAAAAAAGCUGUUUUAUGUUAACAAUAAUUUGGUUAUAUUUGUAAAAAUGUAUUUGUAUCGGUUUGAGAAAUAUUUGUUACAAAUUGAUGUAAAACAUGCAUGAUGAGAUACUUUUAUUUCACACGUUUGUUAUUGCAUCGCUUGCUAUUUGCAUUACUAAAAAUAUGGUAAAGAUCGAAGGGAUGUAAAAUCUGAAAUCAAUUUAUAUACAAUUAUUUAAAUUAGUUAUUAGUAUGUGUUGUAUGAAAUCUUCCUAAUCUUCUGCAGUGUCCUAAUUACAUUGAAAUGCCGUUCAAGCACCAAUAAGCAAUAUGUAUUUAGUAACUGUGUAAGAAUUCUUUCGUUUAACAACUAGGAACAUCUGAUCAGUCACAGUAGGCAGUGUUUCUGUGAUUAUCGGAAACCUAUUGUUAUGAAUAGCGUAUCGUUGAAUGAUUCGUGUAUUACAACUCUUGCAAAUCUAACAAUGCUACGGAAUCGUAAGGAACAUUAUUGGUGCUUGAUCGUGAUUGCGAUCCUAGCAGUGACAAAAUAUAACUGCUAUAUUUAUUGUAACGUUUUCAUUGACAGGAUCACAAUAGCAAUAUACUUAUCUACAAAUGAUUAAAAAAAUGGUCAUUCUCCAGUUAGGAUCAGUCUAUAAUAUAUAAUGAACACUAUAGGGAAAACGUUAAGUAAAGUCGACACGACCUGGAGAUGAAAUGCGACCAUCUCUUAAUUUCUCAAUUGAAUUCCUUAGCUUCCACAGUAUCGUGAAUAAAAAGCUAUCUUGUUAUCUAAUAAUAUGUUAAUAAUCAUAGAGGUGUUUUUCUUUUUUUUUUAAUUCUCGGCUAUUUGGAAUGGAUUUGGAAUUGAUCACUUUAUAUUUUUUGUGUGUAUAUUAUUUCUUCGCAUUAUUUGAAGAAGUUAAAGCAGAUUAAAACUCUUAUCUCUAUUCGCGUAUGUUGCAUGUGAAAAUUAUACAUAAAAUCACGUAUUUUUCCAGAGUAAGCCUCUGGCUACGUGCGCUAGAGAUACGUGUUGAUUCAAACGAUUGCGUGAAAGAUUAAGUAGCUUUAAAUUGAUGAAACAUAGGUAAUGCGACAUACAUUGUCCCUAUGCCCCAAUUUGCUUUUCUACGGGGGCCAGAAGCAAUCUGGGGUCACGUAUUCAUGUAUCGUAAAAUAUUGAGAAGCGAAGGGAAGAUAGAAAUUUCUAUACAUCUGUCAUUCGAGUAAAACGAUAAUGAUACGCUGUAUAGGAAAUUUCGGUGAAUAUAUAAAACAGAACGAAAAGAGAGUAGAAAGUAAAAAAAUUUUCCCGUUGCGUCAAAACCAUUACAAAAUUAUUUUAAUCUCGAUGUAGAAACAUCUCUAUAAAGAAACGGCGAAUUUUGUCUGGUUGAGAAGCGAGGGGAAUAGAAAUUUCCAUACACCUAUCGUUCGCGGGCAGACAGUAAUGAUAUGUUGCAUCGGAAAUUUCGGUGAAUCUAAAUAAGAGAGAAAAAAAGAGAAGAAGAGGCAAUAAUUCAAAAUUUGUCCCGUGGCGUCAAGGUUAUGACGAAAUUGUUUUAAUUUUGCUUGAGAAAUAAUCCUGAAGCAACGGUGAAUUUUGCAUUACUGUCGGGGGGGAGGGGGGGGAAGAAACGAGUGGACGAAUACUAGAGUGGAGGAGACCUAAUAAUGAAUGAGAAGAUAAACAUUGAGAAACGGUACAAACUUUGAAUAUUCACGUAACUUUUACUUCUUGAACUUAAGUUCUGUUGCGCUUCACGCCAACUAUAACGGACGUUGCCUUUUAUUACACACGGUGUAACGACACAGAGCUUUGUACCGGCGUUCUCAACCCAGCGACUCGCUGUCUUCGAUUCAUUACUCUCGUAUUACAUUGCGAUUUACUGAACAACAAAUACACAAGCGGUUUACAAAAAUUGCAGCUGUACGAACGAUUAGUAAACUGUAUUAUUGUUCACUAAAAUCGUGUGCAUUUUAUUCAUAAUGCCCGAUACUCGGUACAUUGAAAGAAAUUUGUAACAAAUGUUCGCGAUGACGGAUUCAUCGAGGUUUGUUUGAAACAUUUGCUGAAAAAAAAAAUUAUUUAUUGACUCUUUGAGACUCUAGUUGGGUUUUGUUUUGCCUGAUACCGAUCGCUUUCAUAAGUGGGCCUUUCUUGUUCAUGUGGCAUUCAGUAUUAUGAGACACGGUGGUAGAUUCCAUUAUAUACAUAUUAGUUUUUCAAGAGCCGAACAGGACGAAGAUGCGGGCUAAACAAUUUAAUGUCGCGCACGCUGCGGAGGGAAGAGGAAAGGGGAUACGAUUUCAUGCUAUGAACUGUAAUACCGUAUAGUUAAUAUUAACGAAUAGAUAAGCGAAUAUAAUGUAUCAAUUUACCGAGAUACCGGAAACCGGGAGUUCUUCGACACUUCGAUAGGAAAGAGCUCGCGUUGAAAGCUCGAGCUUGAUCCGCAAAGUGUUGAGGAAACAUGAGGAGGCUGAUACGUCGACAUUGUCGGGAAGAGGAAGAGAUUGCGAAACACUAGUUUCAUGCGUAAUCCACAUUUCGUUCUGUCAGUUUGUUUUAAUGCCGUCACGUAUUUAUACAAACAACGCCACGAACCGCUUGCUUACUUUCGUUUAGUAUUAGAAUAAUCGCUGCCGUUUUCGCUACGUUGCGACUACAUUGCUAUGUAAAGCUUUUGUAACAUAAUACCGAUUUCUCGCGAGUUCUUCAGUUAAUCGGCGGGACGAGAGAAAGUACCGUAUACGAUUAUACCGUAAUGUAGCCCGAUUAUGUUAGAUUUACAUUUUAAGCGCAGCAAUUUGUUCGUAUAUUGUAACGUCUACGCCGUGUAAAACGCAGUCACGUAUAAAUGCGAGUCCUCGGCAGCCCUCCAUCGAGCGAACCAUUGCCUCUCGAGUGGACCUAAUCGAUCGAUGAGAAUCGUUCGUAUUCGAUGGAUCUUUAAUUGCAUUUUUUGCAAGUGAAUUGUACGACGUAUAGGAAUCUACUGCUUUCCUCGAGCCGCAUCAGUUUGUAUUUGAUGAAGAACGAUUGUAGAAAGGUUUCACGUACAUGUAUAUGGCCUUUUUACUGUGCGUUUCAAAUAUACGCAUGACAAGGUGGCACACGAA
Molecule: messenger RNA, 6085 nt
Organism: Vollenhovia emeryi
Lineage: Eukaryota; Metazoa; Arthropoda; Insecta; Hymenoptera; Formicidae
Gene: stau
Product: double-stranded RNA-binding protein Staufen homolog 2
Exons: 8
Coding region: 224-2650 (808 amino acids)
Source: RefSeq, a predicted model, not a curated record